Molecule: messenger RNA, 2302 nt
Organism: Osmerus eperlanus (European smelt)
Lineage: Eukaryota; Metazoa; Chordata; Actinopteri; Osmeriformes; Osmeridae
Gene: b4galt7
Product: xylosylprotein beta 1,4-galactosyltransferase, polypeptide 7 (galactosyltransferase I)
Exons: 7
Coding region: 595-1590 (331 amino acids)
Biological process (GO): carbohydrate metabolic process; proteoglycan biosynthetic process
Cellular component (GO): Golgi apparatus
Molecular function (GO): xylosylprotein 4-beta-galactosyltransferase activity
Source: RefSeq, a predicted model, not a curated record
AGGCUAACUGAUCGAUCUGAUAAAAAUAGAUAGGAACUUUAAUUUUGGGAACAGUGUUCCGUCGGUGCAACCUGGAUGGACCUCUGACAUUAGCGGCAGCCGUAUCUAGGCUAGGAUACAAGUAAAGUUUUCUCGAAAAAUAGAUCUUUAGUCUCGAUCUCUUCAGAUCGAGACUAAAAUAAUUUUGACGGUGUGAGAGCAAGAAUCGGAUUAACGCAUGUCGUAAACGAGAUUGACAAAAUAUGUUUAUGAAAUGUAUUGAGCUCCGUGUGUGUUACUGACUAGUGUUGCUAGCUACACGUUAUCGAUUCUCGCUAUAUCUACGUGUAACAUACAGAACCAAGCAUGCUGCAGACUGUUAACUAUCUGACAUAUUUAGCAUUAUGUUAAAACAUGCAGGGUUAUCAAAGCUCAAAACAGCUUAGACGUCAAAUCUUUGUGAUCGUCAAUGAUUACAAGGGUAUGGAGAAAUAAAAGAAAUGUAUUUUGUUGGCUAACAUUAGCCAAAGUUUUAAAACAGUAUUAGUGUUCCUGUUGUUACACACAGUUGUUAACUUAACUCCAGCAUUCUUUAGUUGCAUAUUACUUUUAAAAAUGAUGUAUUCAUCAAGAAGAAAACCAGUCCUAUAUUUCAAAGAAGACAGGAGAAAUGAGACCAAAAAGGUUCUGCCUCAAGAUGAAAUAAAUAAGUUUCUACCAGGGAAGUGGACAGUCUAUAAGCUCUUUGGUCUGUGCAUGGUUCUUGUGCUGGUAUCUCUCUUCUGGCUUCAGCUCAGCUGCACUGGAGACAUGAAUCGCGUAGUAAUGGAAGACAGGCAUCUCCCUCACCAGCCAUGCCCUACAGAAAGACGGGCAGCUGCAGAUAAUCCCUCAUGGGGUCCUCACAAACUAGCCCUCAUCAUACCCUUUAGAGAGCGCUUUGAGGAGCUACUGGUUUUUGUCCCUUUAAUGCACUCCUUUCUUAACAAGAAGAACAUACUUCAUAAGAUCUUAGUUAUCAACCAAGUGGAUCACUAUCGGUUCAACAGAGCAUCCCUCAUCAACGUUGGUUACAUAGAGAGUGGCAAUGACACAGAUUACAUUGCCAUGCACGAUGUGGACCUGCUGCCAUUGAACGAAGCUCUUGACUAUGGCUUCCCUGAAGAAGGGCCUUUCCAUGUAGCCUCCCCAGAGCUCCAUCCCCUCUACCACUACAAGACAUAUGUUGGAGGAAUUCUGCUUCUUACCAAGCAGCAUUACCACAUGUGUAAUGGUAUGUCCAACCGGUUUUGGGGGUGGGGAAGAGAAGAUGACGAGUUCUAUAGGAGACUAAGAAAAGCUGGUCUACAGCUUUUCAGGCCCAGUGGAAUAACUACAGGAUAUAAGACCUUCCAACACAUCCAUGACCCUGCCUGGAGAAAGAGAGACCAGAAAAGAGUAGCAUCACAGAAGCAGGAGCAGUUCAAGGUGGAUUAUGAGGGAGGCUUGACUAACCUGCAGUACAAGAUUGAGUCUAAACAGGAGCUAAGCAUCAGUGGAGCCCCAUGCACUGUUCUCAACACCAAGCUGGCAUGUGAUCAGGACAAGACCCCAUGGUGUCUGCCUGGCUAGAUGGCCUUCCUCUCUGGGUUGGGGAUGUCCAUGGAUCACCUCACUGCUUCUUGAGAAUAACCUGAAUACCUUCUUGUAGUCAUACAAACGAAUACAAGGGGAAUGCAAAGACUUAGACCUGCACAUGGUGGAGAUUUCACAGACUUAUCUUUUCCCUGCAUACAACACAAUUACAUAACUGUGCAGCUUCUCCUUCUCUUUCUGACCAGCUCCCCUCCCCCCAAGGACAUGGGGGUCUUUCAUGGCCCAGAUAAAUUAGCCCAAACUCUGUGAGAAUGUAUUUUGACGAACAAUAAUAAUUAGAACAGUGCUGCUGUUGUUAUAUAUUCCUCAUAGACGCUACAGUCUACUACCCUGCCUUACUUGAAAGUUAUUUGGUUUUGGCAUACUUUUUGUAUGUGUGUAUUUAUUCACAGAUCUUUGAGAACCAUGUUUUCAUUUUUUUAAAUCCUGUUGUGUCAGUAAAACCUGUUCAUAAUUUUUAGUAGAAGUCUCCAUGAGGUAAAACAUCCUUCUGUUUGUACGUUUUGGCCUCUUUUGGUCAAGCAUUUAAAGCUUUUUGAUUGGACAAUAUAGUCCAAUCAUUUUAUUUAAGAUGCAUAAAUCAUUUGUACAAUAUUGAGUAUUUAUAUAAGACUAUGCUUUUCGUCAAAUGUGAGGGUGUCUUUUCUCAUUGUUAUAGUUUGCAAUGCAAAUAAAUGUUAUAAAUUUA